AUGGCAGCUUUUAAACAACCGGCACGGAGAGAGGUGAGAGAAGUGUUAAAUAUGGAGGUAGAAUUUUUUUCUUUUUCUUUCAUGCAAGGUUGUGAUGGGAUGAUAAAAGUGGAAGCAUUGAAUGGGAACAAGCGUGUGAAUCGUGAUCUUCUUCGAAAGGGAGAGAGUGGAGCAGAAGGACAAAUCGAUUAA
Molecule: messenger RNA, 192 nt
Organism: Sphenostylis stenocarpa
Lineage: Eukaryota; Viridiplantae; Streptophyta; Magnoliopsida; Fabales; Fabaceae
Source: the annotation of a GenBank genome assembly